GGGGCUGGGGGGAGGGGCGUCAAGAUGGCGGCGGGGAGGUAGGCAGAGCCGGACGCCGCUGCUGCCGCCGCCACCGCCGCCUCCGCUCCACUCGCCGCUGGCUCUUCAAGCUCUCGGCGCCCGGGAGAAGCUGUUUCGGCGUUGGAUCCCGCGGGGAAAAUGGUGGAGCCAGGGCAAGAUUUACUGCUUGCUGCUUUGAGUGAAAGUGGAAUUAGUCCGAAUGACCUCUUUGAUAUUGAUGGUGGAGAUGCGGGGCUUGCAAUUUCAACACCUACUCCUCCAGUUCAGCAGUCAGUGCCACUUAGUGCAUUAGAACUAGGUUUGGAGACUGAAGCAGCAGUUCCUGUUAAACAAGAACCAGAGACGGUACCUACUCCAGCACUAUUAAAUGUUAGGCAGCAGCCUCCAUCUACUACAACAUUUGUGCUGAAUCAAAUAAAUCAGCUUCCGACUUUGGGAUCUACAAUUGUAAUGACUAAAACACCACCUGUAACAACCAAUAGGCAGACCAUCACUUUAACAAAGUUUAUCCAGACUACUGCAAACACACGCCCUUCAGUCUCAGCACCAGCAGUACGAAGUGCCAUGACCUCUGCACCUUCAAAAGACCAGGUUCAGCUGAAGGAUCUACUAAAAAAUAAUAGUCUGAACGAACUCAUGAAACUGAAGCCACCAGCUAAUAUUGCUCAGCCAGUUGCAACAGCAGCUACUGAUGUAAGCAAUGGUACAGUAAAGAAAGAGUCUUCUAAUAAAGAAGUAGCAAGAAUAUGGAUCAAUGACAUGAAAAUGAGGAGUUUUUCACCAACCAUGAAGGUCCCUGUUGUGAAAGAGGAAGAUGAACCAGAGGAGGAAGAUGAAGAAGAAAUGGGUCAUGCAGAAACCUAUGCAGAGUAUAUGCCUAUAAAAUUAAAAAUUGGCCUACGUCACCCAGAUGCUGUAGUGGAAACUAGUUCUUUAUCCAGUGUUACUCCUCCUGAUGUUUGGUAUAAAACAUCCAUUUCUGAAGAAACCAUUGAUAAUGGCUGGCUAUCAGCAUUACAGCUUGAGGCAAUUACAUACGCAGCCCAGCAACACGAAACAUUCCUACCUAAUGGAGAUCGUGCUGGCUUCUUAAUAGGUGAUGGUGCUGGUGUAGGAAAAGGAAGGACAAUAGCAGGGAUCAUCUAUGAGAACUAUUUAUUGAGUAGAAAAAGAGCUUUGUGGUUUAGUGUUUCAAAUGAUUUAAAGUAUGAUGCUGAAAGAGAUUUGAGGGAUAUUGGAGCAAAAAACAUUUUGGUCCAUUCGUUAAAUAAGUUUAAAUAUGGGAAAAUUUCUUCAAAACAUAAUGGGAGCGUGAAAAAGGGUGUUAUUUUUGCUACCUAUUCUUCCCUUAUUGGUGAAAGUCAGUCUGGUGGUAAAUAUAAAACUAGGUUAAAACAACUUCUACAUUGGUGUGGUGAUGACUUCGAUGGAGUUAUAGUAUUUGAUGAAUGUCAUAAAGCAAAAAAUUUAUGUCCUGUUGGCUCUUCAAAGCCAACCAAAACAGGAUUAGCAGUUUUAGAGCUUCAGAACAAAUUGCCAAAAGCCAGAGUUGUUUAUGCUAGUGCCACAGGUGCUUCUGAACCACGAAACAUGGCCUAUAUGAACCGUCUUGGAAUAUGGGGUGAGGGAACUCCAUUUAGAGAAUUCAGUGAUUUUAUUCAAGCAGUAGAACGGAGAGGUGUUGGUGCCAUGGAAAUAGUUGCUAUGGAUAUGAAGCUUAGAGGAAUGUACAUUGCUCGACAGCUAAGCUUUACUGGAGUGACCUUCAAAAUUGAGGAAGUUCUUCUUUCUCAGAGCUAUGUUAAAAUGUAUAACAAAGCAGUCAAGCUGUGGGUCGUUGCCAGAGAGCGAUUUCAGCAAGCUGCAGAUCUGAUUGAUGCUGAGCAGCGAAUGAAGAAAUCCAUGUGGGGUCAGUUCUGGUCUGCUCACCAGAGAUUUUUCAAAUACUUGUGCAUAGCAUCCAAAGUUAAAAGGGUUGUGCAGCUAGCUCGAGAAGAAAUAAAGAAUGGAAAAUGUGUUGUCAUUGGUCUGCAGUCUACAGGAGAAGCUAGAACAUUAGAAGCCUUGGAAGAGGGCGGGGGAGAAUUGAAUGAUUUUGUUUCAACUGCCAAAGGAGUGUUGCAGUCACUCAUUGAAAAACAUUUCCCUGCUCCAGAUAGGAAAAAACUUUAUAGUUUGUUAGGAAUCAGUUUGACAGCUCCAAGUAACAACAGUUCACCAAGAGAUAGUCCGUGUAAAGAAAAUAAAAUAAAGAAGCGGAAAGGUGAAGAAAUAACUCGAGAAGCCAAAAAAGCACGAAAAGUAGGUGGCCUCACUGGUAGCAGUUCUGAUGAGAGUGGAAGUGAAUCUGAUGCCUCUGAUAAUGAAGAAAGUGACUAUGAGAGCUCUAAAAACCUGAGUUCUGGAGAUGAUGAUGAUUUCAAUCCAUUUAGAGAUGAGUCUAGUGAGGAUGAUGAAGAUGAUCCCUGGCUAAUCAGAAAGGACCAUAAGAAAAACAAAGAUAAAAAAAAAAAGAAAAGUAUAGAUCCAGAUUCUAUUCAAAGUGCCUUAUUAGCAUCAGGUCUUGGAUCAAAGCGACCUAGUUUUUCUUCUACAGCAGUUAUUUCGCCUCCUCCUAACAGUGCACCAGCCAACAGUAACACCAACAGUAACAAUAGCCUUAUAACAAGUCAGGAUGCUGUGGAAAGGGCCCAGCAGAUGAAGAAAGACCUGCUUGAUAAACUAGAAAAAUUAGCUGAAGACCUCCCUCCUAACACCCUGGAUGAACUUAUUGAUGAACUUGGUGGCCCUGAGAACGUUGCUGAGAUGACUGGCCGCAAGGGGAGGGUUGUAAGCAACGAUGAUGGAAGCAUAUCUUAUGAAUCCAGAUCUGAGCUUGAUGUCCCUGUGGAGAUACUAAAUAUUACGGAAAAACAAAGAUUUAUGGAUGGAGACAAGAAUAUUGCUAUCAUCUCAGAAGCUGCCAGCUCUGGUAUUUCAUUACAAGCAGAUCGGAGAGCUAAAAAUCAAAGGCGAAGAGUUCAUAUGACUUUAGAAUUACCCUGGAGUGCUGAUAGAGCAAUUCAGCAAUUUGGACGAACUCACAGGUCAAACCAAGUUACUGCUCCAGAAUAUGUCUUUCUGAUUUCUGAAUUGGCAGGAGAACAAAGAUUUGCAUCUAUUGUUGCUAAAAGACUUGAGAGUUUGGGGGCUCUUACACAUGGUGACAGAAGAGCAACAGAAUCUAGAGAUUUGAGCAGGUUCAACUUUGAUAAUAAGUAUGGAAGAAAUGCUUUAGAAAUUGUCAUGAAAUCCAUUGUAAACCUAGAUUCGCCUAUGGUAUCACCACCUCCAGACUACCCUGGAGAAUUCUUUAAAGAUGUUCGACAGGGACUGAUAGGAGUUGGUCUGAUAAAUGUAGAGGAUCGCUCAGGAAUUCUUACUCUAGAUAAAGAUUAUAACAACAUAGGGAAAUUCUUAAAUAGAAUUUUGGGCAUGGAAGUGCAUCAACAGAACGCGUUAUUCCAGUAUUUUGCAGACACACUUACAGCAGUUGUUCAAAAUGCCAAAAAAAAUGGAAGAUAUGAUAUGGGAAUCUUAGAUCUUGGUUCUGGAGAUGAAAAAGUGAGGAAAAGUGAUGUUAAGAAGUUUCUGACGCCAGGAUAUUCAACCUCUGGCCAUGUAGAGUUAUAUACUAUUAGUGUAGAGAGGGGAAUGUCGUGGGAGGAAGCUACCAAGAUUUGGGCUGAACUGUCGGGACCAGAUGAUGGCUUUUACUUGUCAUUGCAAAUAAGGAACAACAAGAAAACUGCCAUUUUAGUUAAAGAAGUGAACCCUAAGAAGAAGCUUUUCUUAGUUUACAGACCAAAUACUGGGAAACAGCUUAAAUUAGAAACUUAUGCUGAUCUAAAGAAGAAGUAUAAAAAGGUAGCCUCAGAUGAUGCCUUGGUCCACUGGUUAGAUCAGUAUAAUUCGUCUGCAGAUACUUGUACUCAUGCUUAUUGGCGUGGCAAUUGCAAAAAAGCAAGCUUGGGACUAGUUUGUGAAAUAGGUCUCCGUUGCCGCACAUAUUAUGUAUUAUGUGGCUCAGUACUGAGUGUCUGGACAAAAGUCGAGGGUGUUCUAGCAUCUGUCAGUGGCACAAAUGUGAAAAUGCAGAUAGUUCGGCUAAGAACAGAGGAUGGACAGCGGAUUGUAGGUUUGAUCAUUCCUGCAAAUUGUGUGUCUCCUCUUGUAAAUCUCCUGUCAACUUCAGACCAGUCUCAGCAGCUUGCGGUCCAACAGAAACAGCUCUGGCAGCAGCGCCACCCACAGAGCAUCGCCAGCUUGAGCAGUGCAUAGGAGCAAACAGGUUUCAACAUGGAUGUAUCUGAAAUGCUGUUGAAGCAUAUCAUUUGCAUAAAAAUCAGGGACAGUUUCCAAAGAAUUAUAAUUUUUUUCAGUUGUGCUCUCUCUAGUUAAUUUUUUGGGAAUAAGGACAAACCUGGAAUCAAUAGCAAAACUGAAAAUCAGCAGUACCGGCAGUGGUACAUGUCUUUCCCUUUUGCUUUUCCCAUGGUACUUCCCACACACGUUUACUUUGGGUGAGCAGAGGGGUUAUGUGCGCGUGCGUGCGUGUCAGUUUGUCUGUCUCUGAGUUUGUUAAUGACUAUGAACCACAAUCGGUUUAAAAAUGCUUGGAACUUCCCAAACUGGCUUUACUUUUAUGUUAUACAGUGCUCAGGGUUAACGCAGUACAUCCAUGCAGUUGCUGUGGGAAUUAUCCCCAGAUGCAUGUUUGAGUCUAUAAAUAUAGAAUAUAUAUAUUGGUUUCUUUUCCAACUUAUUAUAACAAUAGGUUUAUUAAAGCAUGAAAUGAAAGUUUGCAUAUCAUGCAUUCAGGUUCUUUUCUAGUUUUUUUUUCUGACAGUGCAUGUCUUUGACAGCAUGCGUAAACAAGAUUAACACAGAACUCAAGUAACAGAGAGAAACAUUUGUAGGUGUACAGCGUUGGUUAUUGCAUUUUUAUAGUGUUUAUACCUGGGUAUUGCUUCUAACCCUGUGAGAACCACCCCCCAUUCUCCAUGUACCAGGUUUCUUGUCAAGGUAAUGAGUACAUACAUUUUUUUGUGGUAAAACUCUUAAAAGUUAAUUUUAAUGUAUUAAUAGUAUACCUAAUGUGUGCUGCAAAAAAUGGCUAGAAGCCUGCUUUUCUUAAAAUUGCAUUUCCUUAACUUAAAGAUAGUUUUAGAAAGUACAAAUCGGCUUCCAUCUUGAAAACAAUCUUUUUUAAUUUCAUUCUUUUGAUUUGCUUUGUCACUCAUAAAAAAGGAAACCAUACUUGAGUUGUAAACUAGACAAUGAGGAAACACUUGAGGCUUCUGCUGUAUGUUUAUUUUUUAUUAUUAUUGUUACCCAGUAACUUGAAUAUUGUUUAAUGUGUUGUAAGACAUGUAGAGUUUAUCUCAAGCUGUUAAAAAUGGUAAUGUACAAAUGUGAAUAGACACUUAUCUAUAAUAUGGGCAAGUUUUGUUUCGCCUAUAAUAGAUGUUUAUAAAAACAAGUGAGGGGACAAUUGGUCGUUUUGUUUCCUUUUGUUUCUUUCCUUUUGCUUGCACAGGUUGCACUAUUGCAAAAUUGAGAUUGUAUAAACCUGGUUAAAAGCUGCAAGAUGCCACAAUCUUGUAGUUGUCAAAUAAAAAGUUAUUAUACUAACCAGAAGUGGACUCUUGUUUAGGCCCUCACCACCUUCAGUAGUCUGUGAUGGGGAUUCUGUAGAACUUGUAUGUUGCUCAGCAUUCCAGGUAGGUAGCCUUAUGUUUUGUUUUAAAACCUACCCCUCGAAAUUUAGGAUGUUAAGGGGUAAAAUAACAGUACGUUAGGAUGUUUCUCAAGUUCAGUUGUUCUCCUUUGUUACUUUUUAAACUUGCAGAAUCAGGUGAGAUGUCAGAUAAAUGAUGGAAAGUUAGGGCUUUCGUACUCUUGUGUUUAUUUAAACUGGAGUUUGGUUAAGUCAAGUUUACCGUGAGUUUCCUUUGGGUUUAUUUAUUCUUGAUGCCAAAAAGAACAAAUUGAGAAUAAUUCUGUUCUUUGGCACAUUGCCUAGUGGAUGCAACUUUUAUUCUCAGUCUUUCCCUGUAUCUCAGGCAACGAUCCAUAUGAAUAUCAUCAGUGUUUCCCUUUAGGGCCUCUAGACCCGACUGGCAGCCAAGGGCAGAGUUGUCCCACCUGCAGCACAACUUUCAUGUUCUCCUCUUUUAAACCAGGAGCCCAGUCAGCUUCCAUCAAUCUACCAAGGUGAGAUGGAGUUCAGCCAAUUUGUUGGCCAACUUGCCAUUUUUGUAUCAGGGGGGAGUUGAGUAAAGGCCCAAAAAUAAAGCUUCUGAAAACUCUCAUAGCUCUCAGAAAGGCAAGCAGUGUAAAUGGGUGGGAACUGAGGUGCCACAUGCCUGUGCUCAUUGUGGUUGCUGUGCAUGCUGAGCAGCCAAGGCUGCUGCCCAUCCCCCUCUAUAGAGGUGUACAUGGGACCUUUACACUGUGCCCUUAUCCAAGUUCAGGUUGGCUAACAUGGGAAACCUAGCAUUCAAGGCCCUCCUCUAUCAAAAAACCCCGGGAAUCUUAACAGCAGCUAACUUCUGUAAAACAGGUCCGUGUAUUUCAGGAUCUGAAUGCUGUAUCUGAACCCAAGGGCCCUGUUGAACCUGACGACAAUGUGAGUCCAUUUGGCCUCUGCAAUGCCUUUUCUCCCUUUCUUUAGCAAUAUGGCUCUGAGCACAAAGAUUUGAUUGUAAAUCACGUUAGUGGUUAAUAUUUUAUAGUGUCGAUUUUACUGAAAACCACUACCUGAGCUGCUCAGGUGGUAUCUUGGAGGAAUUAGCAGUCCCCUAGUUUAGUAAUCUCCAUGCCACAAAGUGUCUAUCUGCAGUUUAGUGGGAUGAUCUAGAUGUAUCAAUGUGAGUUCCUCAAGGUAUUAACACAGUAUUCUUUAAAUGCAACUUGAUCAAAAAAUAAAUGUCUUAAGCAAUUUUCCCUUUUUGCUGCUAAGUUGCAAAUAUACACUCUUUAAUAUCUUUUCUUUACAUCUGUAUGUAUUAGCAAGAACCCGCAUCCAAAGCAUUGUAGUUGUGUGUAUUUAUUCCAGUCUAGUUAAUUAGCACUUCAGAAAUCUUGAGUUGCAACAAUAAACUUUAUAGUUUUAUUUUGCUUCAUCUAUAAAGGUAAAAAAAAUUCCAUAUUUCCAAACUCCAGGGGAAUAUAAUACUUCACAGGCACAACCUUCUGGCCAUAGCCCUUGGGGCAUUCAUUUGCCAGUCUCCGUCUGAUGUUUGUAGAGUAUCCUCUAACAGUCAUGACCAGAAAGGGCACUAGGACAGCCUUUACAGUUGUGUGAUGGGAGCCAUUCACCUACUUCUUCUGCUUUCUAGUUUAGCAUGAAGGGGAAAAAGCAAGAGAUUUUCAAGCAGAGGGAAAGCAUUUUCCCCUUGAGUCUUUUUCUUGAUACAAUAUUAAGAGGAAGGUCCCUAUCUAAAAUACUGUCUUUUAAAAAAAUGUUUCUGAGUGAUCUCUGGUAACUUCUAAGAAUGGUGCUUAACAGUUGCUCCUGUUAGGUUGGGUUCCAAUGGCAAAGGCAACCGCUGUGACCCUGGGCAUUCGUUGGCUUACCGCCCUGUGUCUGGGGUCUCCCCAGCUAGCACCACACCCAUACAUGUACUGUGCAUGCUUUGCUGCUAGAAUGCAGCAGGCUGUGUGUGUGUGGCUACAGCUGCGAGCAAAGUCCAUUUGCAAAAAUUCCUCAUUGGAUGCCAGUUGUCUAAUUCAAAUGUAGUGUCUUUAAGGGCAUAUAAGUGAAGGAAACAAAUAUAGAUACACACUGCAAGUAAUUUUUUUUUGAAUACUUGAGGUGAAAUCCAAAACUCACCUUCUAAUUUUAUGCUGUACUUACAUGUAUGUACAUAAGUAUGUAUAGAAAAGUUGAGUUCUUCUGAAUUCUGAAUGUAAAUAUUUUUUGUAAAUUGGAACCCCACCCACUUAUUUUUUCCUUUUCCCCUCCUCCCUUCAAUCCUAUUUAUUCUUUUCUGGACUUCCUAUAUGAGGCAUCUUAUAAUUUUUUUAAUGUAGAAAAUUUUGAAAAACUUUUUAGUUGGAUUUUUUCAUGUAUUUUAGAAUUCAGUUAUGCAUCUUUACUAUAGAAUUCCUGUUUGUUUUGUGUUAAUAUUUUUCAAUAUACCUGAUAUGUUUUGCAUUUUUAUUACAAAUUUUUACCGUGUGCAAUGCAUUGUAUUGGGGGGAUGUACUUGAGUGCAAUUUCUGAUACUGUCAUUAUAUGACUAGUUAUUCUUGUUUAUGUUGCUCUUUGGAAGCUGUAGUGAGCCUGAUGUUUUCACAUAAGAAAAUUUCUUCCCAACUUCCUUUAAGCUCCUCUAACUUCUUCAGUGCAUCUGUGACCUAACUUUACUCUUCAGUAGACACAGCUUGCCCCUACCCUUGCAGUUUUUUGGGCCUGUACCAAGCCCUUCAUCUGUGUGGCUCUCUAGCUGAGAGGAAACUUGCAGAUCUGAACUGUUGACCAGUGACCUGCUGCUGCUGCAAAUUUUGUGUUCCUUUAAGAAGUCAGGCUCAUACUUCUAACCUACAAAUAACCAGAAAUUUAGUUUGCAAUCAGCACAGGAAAUCUGCUUUUGCUUCGUCUGUUAAGGGUAUUUAUAGCAGGUGGGGACACUGGCCUGGUACAGCCUGGUGGUCUCCAUAUCGACAGGUAGUGUUAGGGAAUGUCCUUUAAGGAACAGUUGUCCUCCAGAAGGGUACAGCACAACCGCUGUCAAGGCUUCCAUGAGCCUUCCGCCCAGGGUGCUGAGGGUAAAACAGGCAGUUACCCAUGAAAGGACUGGCCAGCAGGAUCCCCUGAGCUACUGUUCGUUCCAGAGUACUUGCUGGUGAGUUGGUCUUGACCAGACGGUUCAGCAUAAACCUAAGAGCUGAGCUGGGUUAAGGCAUUUUAACGAUUGUUUUUGCCAGUAGGGAAGACCCAGCAGUGGCUCAUGAAUGGUGCUAGCAUUGGGUUUUUAUCUACAGACUUUGCCCCGUUAAAAUAUUUCUCUGCAACUUUUAGGAAAAAUUGCUGUGAGCAUUCCUUGGGUCUUUUCGUUCAUGUACAUGGUUCAUUUCAUUGAUUGAGCUUGGUAGACCUGUUGAAAAUUUUAAUUGCAUUUAGAUAAGUCUUGGAAACCUAAUUAAUUUGUCAUGAAUUAGGGCCUCUCAGAGAUUAGCUCCAGUGUGAAUCCCUGUUCAGAUAUUCUCCUCCCAGCUUUCUUCCCCUGUGCCUGUGGAGUAGUUGAACUGUGUGGUUUGCAGCAGCAGCUGGCUUAGUGGCCGCUGUGUGGCAGAACAGCUAAAGGCAACUAGUUCAGUUCAGUCCAGUGAGGGAUGCAGCCAGAAAAGGGGAGAGGCCAUUCUUUCUGAUACUGUAAUUUGGGCCUCCUGCGGGGCUGAAGGGGAUGGCAGUGCCCAGCCCUUAGAAUCACCCUGGCUCUUCCACCUACCUUGCCCUGAGGGCCUUUCUUGCUAUGACAGUACUUGCGGCACUGAAGAGGAUAAAGAAGCUUGAGCCUUCUUUCUGACCUCCACUUUCUGGGGCAGAGAGCUUUUUUUCUAUGUAGCACAUUUCAGUCUCACCGCCAUCAGAAAAAAUCAUUCUGUUCAUGGUUUAUACUGAAGUUGCAAACUACUGAUAUUAUUUUUCAAUAACCACUUGUAUCUACCAUCAACCAUGAGAGGUGGGAGGAGGUAUGCUGUAUCUCUGCAAUAAAACUUCUGCCAGGUUCUACCUCCGCUGAGCAAAGGAUACUUUUAUACGUAGGCAUAGAUCUUCCUCUUUUACUAAUCUGACAUGGUGCAUCUUGAGACAACAUAUGAUGGAAUCCAAAGACAAUUUGAAACAAAGGUGGAUGUAAAUUAUUUUGGUUGUUCCUAUUUCGUUCUCUUUUUUUAAAGCUCCCUUUUUAUAUUGCUACUCUGUUUUGAAUGUCCAUCAGUGUAUGAAGGGUACGCACUGUUCUGAUGAUAAUGCACUGCUUCAUUCAGCUUUCUGUGCUAAUACAGUACAAAGUGUCCAGGAACAAUUGUUCUGAUCAUUUUGAUAUGUAACUUUAAAAAUUGAGUCUCAUGCAAUAAAAAAAUGUGUGUUGGCUGCAUUUAGCGAGGAUUACCCCUUGCAAGUAAAAACUACCAACCAUAAAGUGUAACAAACUCUGUAUUUAGUUUUUUUGUUUUUGUGUUUUUUUCUUUUCCCUUUUUUUUUUUUGUAAGAUUCUUAAAUAAAUUAAACUGGCUAAUA
Messenger RNA from Manis pentadactyla (Chinese pangolin), 10312 nucleotides. It is a transcript of the gene SBNO1, whose product is annotated as strawberry notch homolog 1. Gene Ontology annotation, molecular function: chromatin DNA binding; histone binding. Gene Ontology annotation, biological process: regulation of DNA-templated transcription. The transcript has 32 exons. NCBI's taxonomy places the organism in Eukaryota, Metazoa, Chordata, Mammalia, Pholidota, Manidae. Gene Ontology annotation, cellular component: nucleus. Bases 160 to 4341 code for a protein of 1393 amino acids. The record is from RefSeq and is a predicted model, not a curated record.